Molecule: messenger RNA, 2604 nt
Organism: Bombina bombina (fire-bellied toad)
Lineage: Eukaryota; Metazoa; Chordata; Amphibia; Anura; Bombinatoridae
Gene: TESK2
Product: testis associated actin remodelling kinase 2
Exons: 11
Coding region: 263-2236 (657 amino acids)
Biological process (GO): protein phosphorylation; actin cytoskeleton organization
Cellular component (GO): nucleus; cytoplasm
Molecular function (GO): ATP binding; protein serine/threonine kinase activity
Source: RefSeq, a predicted model, not a curated record
UUGCUGCGUUGGUUUUCAGUGUAUACGAUACGCUGCUGCCUGCUAGUUGGUAGUGGUUGACAUGGCGCUCGUCCGUGUUCUACGCUUCUGACUGUGAGGAGUGAUUUACACCCGAGUACCCGCGCGGCCUUAUUUAGAUUACAGAGCCCGGGAGGCCUGGAGAGCGCAGCCUGCACACGUGUCUGGAAGGCUAUGAACCAAAAUAUUUCUAAAAUGUGAGCAGAAUUUCUUCAUAAAACAAAGUCCACUUACUUUGUAAGAAAUGGAUCGGAAUAAACGCAACUCAAUUGCUGGUUUCCCUCCUCGCUUGGAGCGUGUUGAAGACAGCGGAGGAGAUGACAGUAAAGCCCAGCUGGGAAGGGUUUACCAGUCGUCCUACAACGCCCUGAUCAGUGCCUUCUCCAGACUUACACGCCUCGAUGACUUCACCUGUGAAAAAAUUGGUUCUGGCUUCUUCUCUGAAGUUUUCAAGGUACGGCACAGGGCAUCUGACCAGGUGAUGGCUUUAAAGAUGAACAUGCUGAGCAGUAACAGAGCUAAUAUGCUGAAGGAGGUGCAGCUGAUGAACCGCCUGUCACACCCCAACAUACUCAGGUUUAUGGGAGUGUGUGUGCACCAGGGGCAACUACAUGCGCUCACUGAGUAUAUAAACAGUGGUAACCUGGAGCAACUUCUAGACAGCAACCAACACCUGCCCUGGACAGUACGGGUGAAGUUGGCCCUUGAUUUGGCGCAGGGACUAACUUAUCUUCACUCAAAAGGCAUCUUCCAUCGUGAUCUUACAUCAAAGAACUGUUUGAUUAAAAGUGAGGAAGGAGGAUAUUCUGCGGUUGUGGCAGAUUUUGGAUUGGCAGAAAAAAUCCCGGAUUACAGUGACGGGAACGAGAAGCUCUCUGUGGUAGGAUCACCGUACUGGAUGGCUCCUGAGGUCCUGAGAGAUGAGCCAUACAAUGAAAAGGCAGAUGUAUUCUCCUACGGCAUAAUCCUCUGUGAGAUAAUAGCGCGGAUACAAGCUGACCCGGAUUAUCUGCCACGCACAGAGAACUUCGGGUUGGAUUAUGACAGUUUUCAGCAUAUGGUCGGAGACUGCCCUCCUGACUUCCUUCAGCUGGCAUUUAACUGCUGCAAUAUGGACCCAACACUUCGUCCUUCAUUUGCAGAGAUUGUCAAACACCUGGAAAAAGUUUUAAAUCGGUUAAAGAAUGAAGAAGUAGAAAAGAAGUCUCUCCCUGAAACCACAGAGUCCAAAUGUGUGUCUGUUCCGAAAGGAGCCAAUGAUAAAGGGCAGGGACUAAAGCGUCUUAUUUCACUGGGGCUGCAGGAUGAUAAAAUCCCUCCAAAAUCUCCACGGCCGAGAAGAAACAUCACACUGUCUCGCAGCCAGUCAGAUGUCUUUGCCCGCAAACCUUUGCGUAAAAUCAAUGUACAAGAUCCAUUCUACAUCCCCAGCAAGGGUGCAUUACGCAAAGUAAAUCCCUUCAACGCCAGGGAAGACUUAAAAGGGGGGAAAAUAAAGUUUUUUGACAUGCCCAGUAAAUCUGUCAUCUCCCAUGUCUUUGAUCUUCAUUCUCCUAAGGGGGGAUCAGCAACUGGCCUGGGUGGAACACUCAGACAGCUUGCAAGCCAGGAUACUCUGGAUUCUUCUUUUAUCCCAGGAAGAAUCUGCCGAUCUCUGCCCAUGUCUCCUGAGCUUGUGCAUAAAGACACUGCCCUGUUUUCAGCGCUGUCCUCUACUGUGGGAAAAUGUGACCCAGCACAGCUUGGCGCAGAGGUUCGUCAAAAACUCCUUUCGAGUAUUAAGUAUGGGGUCCCAGAAAUACCCCCAUACAAGCCAAAGUAUCAAGCAACUGAGUUUGUGCAGGUAAAAGAUGAAGAUAUGGACUGCACUGAUGAAAUCGGCUCCCAGGAGGAGAAUGGGUUCUGCCUUACCAGAACUGCGAGUAUAGAUGAGAAGUACCAAAAUCAGCUGCAGGUCAGCGACAAGUGUGCUGGGUCCUCGCGCAGUUCCCUGCAUUGCUCCUGUGAUGAGGACUCGCUGGACAUGUUCCCCUGUUCAGAGGACAUGGAAGUAGAGGAGGAAACCUACAGGAACUCUACAUUAUCUGAAUGCCCCGUGAGCUGCAGACCUGGGGUUCUGCCCUUACUAGCGGACAAUGAGGAGAGUAGAGACUCAGUCUUCCUGGCUCCGUGUCUGGUUACAGGAUCUUAUGAGGCAACAACAAAAUGUGACAUUUAGGGCUUCUGCGUGGGUUAGUGGAUUGUAAAAACUUUUUAUCAGGUUUACAUUGCAUUGGUUACCUGCACAUUACAAAUGCAGAAUACAAAAGGUCAUUUUCAUCUUUAUCCCUUUGGCUGCCAGAGGCCUGGAAUGCAUUGCUGUGCAAUGUCGCCUUCUUCUGGCAGCCCAGUGGUUGUGUGAAAUGCUUGUGUCGUCUUGUUCAGAUUGUUUUUAAUAUGCGACAACCAUUGGCGUUUUUUUGUAUUUUACUGUUUAGAGCCUUGUACUUGCACAAAUUAACAAUUGUUUAAAAUAUCAUUGAUCCUGUGUUUGAGAACCUGAGAGAGCCUGUGCCGGCUUAAUGAAAACUAAACAAAAACUAAAAA